AUGGCUGACUUAUUCCUCCUCCUUCUGUGCCUACAUGGGCUCCCCCAGGCCGCUGCAGACAACAUCCAGGCCAUCUAUGUGGCAUUGGGGGAGGCAAUGGAGCUGCCAUGUCCUUCACCACCCACCCUGGAUGGAGACGAAUUCCUGUCCUGGUUCCGCAGUCCUGCAACAGGCUCCUCCACUGCUUUAGUGGCCCACGUCCAAGUAGCCAGGCCAGCCCCAGACCCUGGGAAGACUGGAAGGGAAUCCAGGCUCAAACUCCUGGGAAACAACUCUCUGUGGCUGGAAGGGUCCAAGGAGGGAGACGCUGGGCGGUACUGGUGUGCCGUGCUGGGUCACCGCCACAAGUACCAGAACUGGAGGGUGUAUGAUGUCUCCGUGCUCAGAGGAUCCCAGUUCUCUGCGAGGGCUGCAGAUGGAUCCCCCUGCUCUAUCCUCCUGUGCUCUGUGGUCCCCACCAGACGCCUGGACUCUGUGACCUGGCUGGAGGGGAAGGGUCCUGUGAGGGGGCGUGUGCAGUCCUUCUGGGGUGAUGGAGCUGCCCUGCUCUUGGUGUGUCCCGGGGAGGGGCUUCCUGAGCCCAGGGGACGUAGACCAAGAAACAUCCGCUGCCUCAUGCCUCAGAACAAAGGGGUCAGCUUUAGCCUGGCAGCCUCCAUGGAUGCCUUCCCGGCCCUCUGUGCCCCUUCCACAGAGUGGGGUGCACCCUGGAUCCUGAUGCUGCUGCUCACAGUGGGCCAGGGGUUCACCAUCGCGGUCCUCAGCGUCAUGCUCUGGAGGCGGAGGGUCCAGGGGACUAAGCACAGAAAUGCCUCGUUUCCUCAGUUCAAACCCGAGAUCCAGGUCUAUGAGAACAUCCAUUUGGCCCAUCUCAGGGCCAUGGCGAUAGUGGAAGAGCCUUGGGCUGCAGGCUGGUGGAGGAGGUGGGCUCCCCAGGUGAGGCUGGCCACGAGGAUGAGCGGGGUGAUAAGGAGGAGCCUGGGGAGCCGAUGCGGCAUGGUGGCUGCAUCGCACAGGUCCUGCUCGCAGCAGUGGUGCCGAGGAGUGUAGGAGAGUGACCGGAAACCGCAAGCGGUGCUAUGACUGCGGUGGAGGCCCCAGCGGCUCCUGCAAAGAGACCGUGACCACUUGCGGCCAGGGCAAACGCUGCGGCUUCCUGGAG
This is a messenger RNA of Lagenorhynchus albirostris (white-beaked dolphin), 1162 nucleotides long. RefSeq names its product lymphocyte antigen 6 family member G6F (gene LY6G6F). The record is from RefSeq and is a predicted model, not a curated record. Lineage: Eukaryota; Metazoa; Chordata; Mammalia; Artiodactyla; Delphinidae. The transcript is spliced from 7 exons. The coding region runs from base 1 to 1050 and encodes 349 amino acids.